This is a messenger RNA of Lachancea fermentati, 675 nucleotides long. Lineage: Eukaryota; Fungi; Ascomycota; Saccharomycetes; Saccharomycetales; Saccharomycetaceae. The record is from the annotation of a GenBank genome assembly.
AUGCCUGCAGUAUUGGAAGAUUACCAGAAGAACUUUUUGGAUUUGGCAUUGGAAUGUCAAGCUCUGAAGUUUGGAUCCUUUACGUUGAAAUCUGGAAGACAGUCGCCAUACUUCUUCAACCUCGGACAAUUCAACACCGGUAAACUGUUGUCAAACCUGGCAACAGCUUACGCCAUCGCCAUUAUUCAAUCCGAUUUGAAGUUUGAUGUCAUCUUUGGACCAGCUUACAAGGGUAUUCCUUUAGCUUCCAUUGUUUGUGUCAAAUUGGCGGAGAUUGGUGGAACCAAGUUUCAAAAUGUGAAAUACUCCUUCAAUCGUAAGGAGGCUAAAGAUCACGGAGAAGGUGGAAACAUUGUUGGUGCUUCGCUCGAAGGGCAAAGAGUUCUUGUCAUUGAUGACGUUAUGACUGCUGGUACUGCUAUAAACGAGGCCUUUGAAAUCAUUGGCAACGCUUCCGGUAACGUUGUAGGUGUCAUUGUGUCCCUGGAUCGUCAAGAAGUACUAAACACCGAAGCCUCAGAACUACUAAGUGCUACUCAAGCUGUAAGCCAGAAAUACGGCAUUCCUGUUUUGAGCAUUGUCACUUUAACUAACAUCAUUAAUUACUUGGAUGGAAGAAUUCCCGUCGAAGAAAAGAAGAAGAUGGAAGAAUACCUACAAGUAUAUGGUGUCUGA